AUGGAUGUUGUCCUGUUUCUAAGUCAUAUCACCCUGUCCUUGUGGUGUAUGAGUAGUGCAAUGCUAGCAGCACCAUCAGAAGCAGUACCCUUAUUAGCAAAGCCUAACUGUCAAUCGCGCUGCGGUGACGUGGAGAUCCCAUACCCUUUUGGAAAUGGAGAAGGUUGCUACAUUGACGACUGGUUUCAAAUAAAAUGUGUCAACUCAACCAAACCUUUCUUGAACAUCAUCAAUCUAGAGGUGCUAGAAAUUUCUGUUAAAGGUACACUAAAUGUAGCAAACCCAAUCACCAUCUCUUCUAACUACAAUGCUAACAAGCCAAUUCUCCAAGCGGCCAACUUGGAGGGAAGCCCUUUUGUGUUCUCCCAGGAGAACAUAUUCACUGCAAUGGGUUGCGGCGUUAUGGCCACAAUCACCUCAGACUCAAAUGGCUAUACCAUUUCAGCCGGACUUGACGACGAAGACGACGAUUGGUUUGGGUAA
This is a messenger RNA of Prunus mume (Japanese apricot), 483 nucleotides long. NCBI's taxonomy places the organism in Eukaryota, Viridiplantae, Streptophyta, Magnoliopsida, Rosales, Rosaceae. The record is from RefSeq and is a predicted model, not a curated record.